UGUUUCUAAUGGCAACCAACAGUGUUAGUGUUAACUUCAGCCGGGGAGACAUGUAGCGCUGACUGUCAAAACAAACGAAGUCUCCAAUGGAAGACGCAUUGAAAAAGUACAGGGCUCUGCCCCCGAUACCAAGUUUACCAGUUCAGGCCAGUGACUCCAGCCUACCUGAACACAUACGAACAGUGCGGAGAAAACUUCUGAAUCAUAGAAGGAGCAAACUGCAGCAGAAGGAGGUGCAAAAUAUCAUUAUCUCUAGAGCUUUGCAAGCUCACAAGAAGGCCAAGGAUGCAACCCCAGUGGCUCCUCCAUUUCCUGAAACUGAACAACCCUCUAUGAGUGAAGAAAGGAAACGGCAUAUGAACUACAUGUUUCUGAAGGAAUGUGUAGAAAGGAGACCCAUCGUUCCUAUUCAGCAGAGUUGGCUGGAUGACAUGUUGACUCGUGUGUCACCACAGCUCCGACAGGGCAGGCAGGAACUGCUGGAGAAUCUGUGUGAUGAGGUCAGGGAGAGCUUCCAUAGUUGCAUACUCAAACACACAGUUAACAGUUUUCUCAGAAAUCCAGAAAUGGAGCACACGCUUCCCGUCCCACGAGGGUCGUCUUCUGCAAAGACUCUUGACUUCGCCAGGCCUUGGCAUGACAGUUUCAUCAGGAGUCGCAAGCUGAUAAAAAAGAAUUUGCACAUCUUGCAUCCAGUGAUGAAAAUCAUUUUGGAUAUCUGUUACGUCACAUUCUCAGAUCUGCUCCUGGUUGAUCUCUCUGCAUGCAGAUCCUCUGGGCCUGUGUCCUGCGGGAGCUUGAAGAACAAAGUGGCUUUGGAGUGUGAGAGAGUCGAGACAAAGCUCAUGAACACAUGGUUCCCAAAAGUCAUUCACCUGCUCACCAGCAAGGACACUGUGCAAGGAAUCACUACAGAAAAACUAGACGCCUUUUACAACUGUGCCUCCACACUUCUCUCUAAUCAGCUAAAGGCUGUGGUUGAAAGGAGUGUAGUGGCGUUUGUCAACCUGUUUGAUCCACUCAGUACACACAAGCUCCCCCUAUUCAGGAUGAAUCUGACUUUUGAGGAAGAAAAGAUGGACUUCUAUCCUAGCUUUCAGGAUAUGGAAGAAGCUGUGCUGGAAAUUUUUACCUCAAUCUCCAAUACCAUGCAGAAAGUGCAAACUGUUCAAUCCUGGCUCUCAGAGACCAACAACUCAGUAAUCGAUGCUAAACUUGUCGAUCAUGUACGAGCAUGGGCUGAGACCACUCUGAAAAAUGCUGUCUGGAAAAACCUGGAGGCACCAAAUCAACACUUUCAGAAUUACUCAAACAACUAUGACUGGCUAGUGAAUAGGACAGCACAGGACCUGGUAGAGAAAUUUAUCCAAGAGGAGCACAGUUUUGAUCAGUAUACUCAACAAGUAGAGAAAUUCCAGGCUCUGUCUCGAGAGAUCUCCAGCCUCCCCUCAGUGGCUCACUUUGACAUGAUCCGCUUGGACUGUGAGGAGCUGAAACAAGGACUGGCGAAGAAAGCUGAGACCUUCGCUCAGAUCCUUUUGGAACAACUGAUCAACACACAGCGCCAGCAAUGUCUUGAAAUCUGUGAAGAGUUUGAGACAAUUCAGAAAAAGGCUAUGAAAAAACCUGAGACAACUGAGGACAUGAUAGAGAUGAUUGCUUACAUCAGCCAUGCAAGAACCAAGGGACUAGAAGAGCUCCACAGUAAGAUAAUGGAAACACAUCAACGAUUCACUUACCUGCUGCAUGUGCACACAUUCAGUGCAGAGGAUUUGGAGCUUAAUUCCAAAAUGGUGCUGUGGCCACAAAAUAUCAAUCCAAUAUUUGAUCUCAACAAUGAGUUGUUGGAACAAGCUAAGCAGAAAGGAGAGCAGGAGUUGCAGGGCAAGAGGGAGAAACUAAUGCUGAAACUGGUGAAACUUGGCAGAAGGAUGGAGGAAUUUGCAGAGUGUUCAGAGCUGGAUAUGAUGCAACAGUAUGUGACAGAAAUAAAAACUGUGCAGAAGUGGCUUCAGGAGUUUGAGGACUCCAUUUCCUUCAUCAACAAAGAAGAAGCUCUUUACAAAUGGGAUCAAACUGUUUAUCCAGAGAUUGAUGUUAUGAAGGAAAACAUUGAGCCUUAUCAGAAGGUUUUUGGGCUGGUGCUGAAAUGGCAGCGCACUGAGAAGAGAUGGAUGGACGGGUCCUUCUUAGAUUUGAAUGGUGAGAGCAUGGAAGCUGAGCUGGACGAGUUCUUUCGAGAAAUCUACAAGAUGCUGAAGUCCUUUCAGCAGAAACAGAAGAAGGCAGAGCAGGGGAGAGAGAGACAAGUAGCAAUGAAGCGAAGACCUGGAGAAGGAGAUGAUGACCAUCUAGAAAGUCCCACUGCUCUUAUGUGUAUCAAAGUCAUAGAACAAAUCAAGGAGUUUAAGGAACAUAUCCCGAUGGUGUCUAUACUGUGUAAUCCAGGUAUCAGGGCGCGGCAUUGGGAACAGAUGUCUGAAAUUGUGAACCACGACCUGACGCCUAACUCGGGCACAACUCUACGCAAAGUCCUCAAACAGAAUCUCAGCGCUUAUAUGGAGCAUUUUGAAACAAUAAGUGCUGCUGCCAGCAAAGAAUUCUCUCUGGAGAAAGCUUUGCAGAACAUGGUGGAGACCUGGGAUAUCAUAUCAUUCAGUCAUCAUGCGCACAGAGAGUCUGGCGUGUCCAUACUGACAGCAGUGGAUGAGAUUCAGACUAUGCUGGAUGACCAGAUAGUGAAGACCCAGACCAUGAGGGGUUCCCCUUUUAUCAAGCCUUUUGAAAAGGAGAUCAAGGCCUGGGAGGAGCGUCUGAUCCGUAUCCAGGACACCAUAGACGAGUGGCUAAAGGUGCAGGCCCAGUGGCUUUACCUGGAGCCCAUCUUUAGCUCACAAGACAUAAUGCAGCAAAUGCCUGAAGAGGGCCAACUAUUUCAGACAGUGGACAAGCACUGGAGAGAAGUCAUGAGACACUGUGUGAAAGACCCAAAGGUUUUACCUGCAACUUCUCUGACUGGCUUACUUGAAAAGCUUCAGGAGUCAAAUAACCUUCUGGAGCAAAUCAUGAAAGGACUUAAUGCUUACCUUGAGAAGAAAAGACUAUUCUUUCCACGCUUCUUCUUCCUCUCGAAUGAUGAGAUGCUGGAGAUCCUCUCUGAAACCAAGGAUCCUCUACGAGUGCAGCCCCACCUGAAGAAGUGUUUUGAGGGCAUUGCCAAGCUGGACUUUCUGCCCAACCUGGACAUCCAGGCCAUGUACAGCAGCGAGGGGGAGCGAGUGGAACUGAUCCAGCUGAUCUCCACCUCGGAGGCACGGGGAGCUGUAGAGAAGUGGCUUGUGCAGGUGGAGGACGUGAUGCUAAGCAGCAUUAGAGAUGUGAUUAAUCGCUCCAGACUGGCCUACCCAGAGACCAAGAGGAGUCAGUGGGUUCGUGAGUGGCCUGGCCAGGUGGUUCUCUGUACCUCUCAAAUGUACUGGACUCAAGAAGUACAUGAAGCUAUCAGGAGUGGAGUUGGUGGUCUGAAGAACUACUACAAUCAGCUGCAGAGCCAGCUGAAGGACAUCGUUGAGCUGGUCAGAGGAAAACUGCCCAAACAGACUCGCACUACUCUAGGAGCGCUGGUCACUAUAGAUGUACAUGCCCGUGAUGUGGUGAUGGAGAUGAUUGAGAAAGGUGUUUCUCAUGAGACUGAUUUCCAGUGGCUGGCCCAACUGCGUUAUUACUGGAACAAUGACAAUGUUCGUGUCUGCAUAAUAAACUGUGAUGUCAAGUACGCUUAUGAGUACUUGGGGAAUUCUCCUCGCCUGGUCAUCACACCUUUAACAGAUCGAUGCUAUCGAACUUUGAUUGGAGCAUUUUAUCUGAAUUUAGGUGGCGCUCCUGAAGGACCUGCAGGAACUGGCAAGACGGAGACCACUAAAGACCUGGCCAAAGCCCUUGCUGUGCAGUGUGUAGUGUUCAACUGUUCUGAUGGACUUGACUACCUAGCCAUGGGGAAGUUCUUUAAGGGCCUGGCCUCUUCCGGUGCGUGGGCGUGCUUUGAUGAAUUCAACCGCAUUGAGCUGGAGGUGCUGUCUGUGGUGGCCCAGCAAAUCCUGUGCAUUCAGAGAGCCAUUGAGAUGAAGCUGGAGUUUUUCGACUUUGAGGGUACUGAGCUUCGCCUCAACCCAAACUGCUUUGUAGCCAUCACCAUGAACCCUGGAUAUGCUGGCAGAUCUGAGCUUCCUGAUAAUCUUAAGGUUUUGUUCAGAACUGUUGCAAUGAUGGUCCCCAACUAUGCUCUGAUCGCAGAGAUCUCCCUGUAUUCUUAUGGCUUCUUGAACGCCAAGCCACUUUCAGUGAAGAUAGUGAUGACCUACAGGCUUUGCUCUGAGCAGUUGUCCUCCCAGUUCCACUAUGACUAUGGCAUGAGAGCUGUCAAAGCUGUACUAGUAGCAGCAGGAAACCUCAAGCUCAAGUUCCCAGAUGAGAAUGAAGAUAUUCUUCUUCUCCGGUCCAUCAAGGAUGUGAAUGAGCCCAAGUUUCUCUCACACGACAUCCCUCUCUUUAAUGGAAUUACUAGUGAUCUCUUCCCUGGCAUCUCUCUCCCUGCAGCUGACUAUCAGCUUUUCCUGGACUGUGCUCAAGAAUGCUGUAAGAAACACAAUGUUCAGCCUGUGAAGGUUUUCUUGGACAAAAUGAUCCAGACCUAUGAGAUGAUGAUUGUGCGUCAUGGGUUUAUGCUUGUUGGUGAACCAUUUGCUGGAAAGACGAAAGUGCUCCAUGUUUUAGCUGACACCCUCACACUCAUGAAUGAGAGAGGAUAUAACGAUGAGGAGAAAGUGCAGUACCGCACUGUCAACCCCAAAUCCAUAACCAUGGGCCAGCUUUUUGGCCAAUUUGACCCUGUAUCACAUGAGUGGACCGACGGAAUUGUGGCGAACACUUUUCGGGAGUUUGCCUCAGCAGAGACACCAGACAGGAAGUGGGUGGUGUUUGAUGGACCCAUUGACACACUCUGGAUUGAGAGCAUGAACACUGUGCUUGAUGAUAACAAAAAGCUGUGCCUAAUGAGUGGAGAAAUUAUCCAGAUGUCCAAUCAGAUGAGUUUGAUUUUUGAGGCCAUGGACCUGUCACAGGCCUCACCAGCAACAGUGAGCCGCUGUGGAAUGAUCUACAUGGAGCCUUCUCAACUUGGGUGGCUUCCUCUCGUGACGUCCUGGUUAAACACUCUACCUCAACCUCUUCAGACGCAGGAGAAUUCCACAUUACUGUUGGAGCUGUUUAAUUGGCUAAUCCCGCCGGCACUCAGAAUGUUACGAAAAAACUGUAGAGAAGUUGUCUCCACCACCAACAGCAAUACAGUCGUGUCUCUGACUCGACUGUUUGAAAUGCUGCUCACUGAACCCGUAACUGAAGAACCUGGAAACAAGAAUAUACGCACAUGGAUCAUGGCUGCUUUCGCCUUUUCCUUGGUGUGGUCUAUUGGUGGGAGCUGUGAUAGAGACAGUCGUGAAAGAUUUGAUCAGUUUCUGAGGGAAAUAUUGUCUGGAAAAUUAGAGGAGCACCCCAUUCCUGCUGCUGUUUCAAAGUGGGAAUGUCCUUUUAAUGACAAGGGUCUCGUUUAUGACUACUCUUAUGAGUUCAAAGGAAAAGGCUGUUGGAUUCACUGGAAUGAAUCAAUAAAGAACGUCACUUUAGGAGAUAAGAACACCAAAGUGCAGGACAUUAUUGUUCCUACAAUAGACACAGUGCGCUACACCUACCUUAUGGAUCUUUGUAUCAGUUAUGGAGUGCCUCUCCUUUUUGUUGGUCCGACUGGCACUGGCAAAUCUGUUUAUGUGAAGGAGAAACUCAUGAACAAUCUUAACAAGGAGCGCUACCUUCCCUUCUUUAUCAACUUCUCUGCUCGAACAAGCGCCAACCAGAGCCAGAACAUUAUUAUGGCCAGGCUGGACAAGCGAAGAAAGGGGGUAUUUGGACCUCCAAUGGGAAAGAAAUGCAUCAUUUUUGUGGAUGACAUGAACAUGCCAGCAAUGGAAGUGUUUGGUGCUCAGCCUCCCAUUGAGCUGCUUCGUCAGUACUUCGACCAUGGGAACUGGUAUGACCUAAAAGACACAUCCAAAAUCACUCUGGUUGACGUGCAACUGAUCUCAGCCAUGGGACCCCCUGGUGGUGGGAGGAAUGCAGUGACCCCUCGGUUCCUGCGGCACUUUAACAUCUGUAGUAUGAAUGCGUUCAGUGAUGACACCAUGUCACGAAUCUUCUCUAAUGUGGUAGCCUUUUACCUUCGCAACAAUGACUUCCCAAACGACUGCUUCUCCAUUGGCAACCAGAUAGUUGCUGCUACUUUGGAGGUUUAUAAAAAGGCUAUGGAGAACCUACUUCCCACACCGGCUAAGUCUCACUACACGUUCAACCUGCGGGAUUUUUCUCGAGUGGUGCAGGGAUGCCUACUUUUAAAGAAGGAAUCUCUGGAGAACAAGCGCACCAUGAUCCGACUGUUUGUUCACGAAGUGUUCAGAGUCUUCUACGAUCGUCUGGUGGAUGACCAAGACCGAGACUGGCUUUACAAACUCAUGAAGAACAUUGUGAAGGAGCAUUUCAAGGAGAGUUUUGACACUGUCUUUGAGCAUUUAAAAGCUGGGAAAAAUAGUCUCUGUGAAGAAGACAUGAGGAGCCUGUUGUUUGGAGACUACAUGACCCCUGAUGUGGAAGCCAGUGAGAGGUUGUAUGCAGAGGUUCCUAGCAUGGAAAGCUUCAGUCAGGUGGUGGAGUCUUAUUUGACGGAGUACAACCAGACACACAAGAACCGCAUGAACCUGGUCAUCUUUCGCUAUGUCCUGGAGCACCUGUCCAGGAUCAGCCGUGUUCUGAAGCAGCCGGGGGGAAAUGCUCUGCUGGUGGGUGUUGGGGGAAGUGGUCGUCAGUCCAUCACCAGGCUGGCUACGUUCAUGGCUGACAUGACUCUGUUCCAGCCUGAGAUUUCCAAGAAUUAUGGCAUGAACGAGUGGAGAGAAGACCUAAAGCUUCUGUUGAAGAAAGCAGGUGUGAAGGGCCAGAAGACAGUUUUCCUCCUCACAGAUGCUCAGAUAAAAGAAGAGGCCUUCUUAGAGGACGUAGACAGUGUCUUAAACACAGGGGAGGUCCCAAACCUGUUUGCUGUGGAUGAAAAGCAAGAGAUCAUGGAGGCGGUGCGACCCAUAGCUCAGGCUGGUAAUAAGAGUUUGGAGUUCAGUCCACUGGCUUUGUUUGCCUUCUUUGUGAAUCGCUGUAGAGAGAACCUGCACGUCGUAGUCGCUUUCAGCCCUAUUGGAGACGCCUUCAGAAACCGUCUGAGGCAGUUCCCCUCUCUGAUCAACUGCUGCACCAUCAACUGGUUCCAGCCUUGGCCUGAAGAGGCACUGGAGCGAGUAGCCAACAAGUUUUUAGAGACGCUGGAGAUGAGCGAUCACGAGCGGCAAGAAGUUAUGCUGAUCUGCAAGACUUUCCACACGUCUGCAAUUCAUCUGUCCGAAAAGUUUCUGUCGGAGCUCGGUCGCCACAACUAUGUGACUCCUACUUCCUAUUUGGAGCUCAUAGCUGCUUUUCGACUGCUGCUUACUAAUAAACGAGACACAGUCAUGAAUGCUAAGAAAAGAUAUACAAAUGGUCUGGACAAACUGGCUUUUGCUGAAUCUCAGGUGGGUGAAAUGAAGAAGGAGCUUGUGGACCUGCAGCCCAAACUAGAGCAGGCCAAGAUAGACAACAUAAAAAUGGUGCAGGUAAUAGAGGUGGAGUCAGUACAGGUUGAAGCUAAGAGUAAAGUAGUCCGUGUGGAGGAGGAGGCUGCCUCCCAGAAAGCAGCCGAAGCUCAGGCUCUGAAGAACGAGUGUGAGAGUGACCUUGCUGAAGCCAUCCCUGCUCUGGAGGCUGCUCUUUCUGCUCUUGACACACUGAAGCCCUCUGAUGUUACCAUCGUAAAGUCUAUGAAAAAUCCCCCAUCCGGAGUUAAACUAGUGAUGGCAGCAGUAUGCGUAAUGAAGGACAUUAAACCUGAGAAGAUAAAUGACCCUGCAGGAACUGGACAGAAGAUUCUGGACUAUUGGGGUCCAAGCAAGAAGCUGCUGGGGGACAUGAAUUUCCUGAGGGACUUGAAGGUUUAUGACAAGGACAACAUUCCCGCACCAGUCAUGCACAAAAUCCGUAGCGAGUAUAUGACCAACCCUGACUUUGACCCCACCAAAGUGGCCAAGGCCUCUUCUGCAGCUGAGGGUCUGUGCAAAUGGAUCACUGCCAUGGAGGUUUAUGACAGAGUGGCCAAGGUGGUGGCUCCUAAGAAGGCUAACCUGAUUGUGGCGCAGCAGUCACUGGCUGCAACUAUGGCUCUGCUGAACCAGAAAAGAGCUGAGCUGAAAGAAGUGGAGGACCGGCUGGCCGCCCUGAAAAAGACACUGGAGGAGAAAACUGAGGAGCAGGCUCAGUUACAAUUCCAGGUGGACCUCUGUGCUCGCAAGCUGGAGAGAGCCGAGAAACUCAUCGGGGGAUUAGGAGGAGAAAAGACUAGGUGGUCUAAAGCAGCAGAUGACCUUCAGAAUACGUAUGACAAUUUGACAGGUGACGUGCUGAUAUCUGCUGGUGUAAUUGCUUACCUUGGAGCUUUCACUGCUGGCUUCCGUCAAAACUGCACUAAAGAAUGGACCAAACUCUGCAAGUCCAAGAACAUCCCUUCUUCAGAUGAUUUCUCUCUGAGUAAAACCCUUGGCGAUCCAAUCAAGAUCAGGGCCUGGAAUAUCUCUGGCCUGCCCACUGACAGUUUCUCCAUUGAUAAUGGUGUCAUUGUGAGCAACUCCAGAAGAUGGCCUCUGAUGAUUGACCCCCAGGGUCAGGCCAACAAGUGGGUGAAAAACUCAGAAAGAGAGAAUAACCUGAACGUGAUAAAGCUUACUGAUGCAGAUUAUAUGAGGACCCUGGAGAACUGCAUUCAGUUUGGCACUCCUCUACUGCUGGAGAAUGUGGGAGAAGAACUGGACCCUUCCUUAGAGCCUCUACUGCUCAAACAGAUAUUUAAACAAGGAGGUAUGGACUGUAUCCGGCUGGGGGAGAGUGUGAUUGAGUUCUCGAGUGAUUUCCGCUUUUAUAUCACCACUAAGCUCAGAAACCCUCAUUAUCUGCCUGAGCUGGCCACUAAAGUGUCCCUGCUCAACUUCAUGAUCACCCCGGAGGGUCUGGAGGACCAGCUGUUGGGCAUUGUGGUGGCAAAGGAGAGGCCAGAGUUAGAAGAGGAGAGGAAUGCCCUGAUACUGCAAUCUGCUGCCAAUAAGAAGCAGCUGAAAGAAAUUGAAGACAAAAUUCUGGAGACUCUGCAAUCCUCAGAGGGGAAUAUCCUGGAGGAUGAGAGUGCUAUCCAGAUUCUGGACUCCGCCAAGAUAAUGUCUAAUGAGAUCUCCAAGAAACAGCAGAUUGCAGAGAAGACUGAACUUAAGAUAGCAGAAUCAAGAGAAGGUUAUAGACCCAUCGCUAAACACUCCUCCAUCUUGUUCUUCAGCAUCGCAGACCUGGCCAAUAUUGACCCUAUGUACCAGUACUCGCUCAACUGGUUUGUCAACCUGUACAUCAACUCCAUACAAGACAGUAACAAGUCAAAGAUUCUAGAGAAGAGACUGAGAUAUCUGAUUAACCAUUUUACCUACAACCUGUACUGCAAUGUGUGCCGCUCUCUCUUUGAGAAGGACAAACUGCUGUUCUCCUUCCUCCUCUGCUCCAAUUUACUGCUGGCUAAGAAAGAGAUUGAGUACGCAGAGUUCAUGUUCCUGCUCACAGGUGGAGUGGGUCUGCAGAAUAACGUCCCCAAUCCUGACCCUAACUGGCUACAAGACAAAAGCUGGGAUGAGAUCUGUCGAGCCAGUGACCUGCCUGGCCUACAGGGCCUCAGGCAAAGUUUCAUCAAGAACCCUGAGAGCUUCCUGCCUAUUUAUGACAGUAAGGAGCCGUAUAACACUCCACUCCCGAAACCCUGGUGUGACAAGCUCAGCGACUUUCAGAAAAUGAUCAUUUACCGCUGCCUUAGGCCAGACAAAAUUGAACCAGCCAUUAGUAAUUACAUUACUGGCAAACUGGGCAAAAAGUUUGUCGAACCACCACCGUUUGAUCUGAGUAAGAGCUACAACGAUUCCAACUCCACAAUCCCACUAGUCUUUGUGCUCUCUCCUGGAGCAGACCCUAUGGCUAGUUUGCUGAAGUUUGCCAACGAUAAGAACAUGGGCGGUGCCAAUUUCAAGUCAAUCUCUCUGGGUCAGGGCCAGGGUCCUAUAGCUGUGAAGAUGAUCCAAUCAGCCAUGAAAGAGGGCACCUGGGUGUGUCUGCAGAACUGCCAUCUGGCCGUAUCCUGGAUGUCCACUUUGGAGAAGAUCUGUGAGGAUUUUAGCCCAGAAACCUGCCACCCAGAUUUCCGUCUGUGGCUCACUAGCUACCCCUCCCCCAUGUUCCCAGUGACCAUCCUGCAGAAUGGGGUGAAGAUGACGAAUGAGCCGCCCACAGGCCUCAGGCUAAACCUGCUGCAGUCCUACCUCUCUGACCCUGUUUCUGAUCCUCAGUUCUUCUCAGCAUGCUCAAACAAAGAGCUGGUCUGGGAAAAGCUCCUGUAUGGGGUUUGCUUCUUCCAUGCCCUAGUCCAGGAGAGAAAGAAGUUUGGACCGCUGGGCUGGAACAUUCCAUAUGGGUUCAAUGAAUCGGAUUUGCGCAUUAGCAUCAGGCAGUUGCAGCUGUUUGUGAACAGCUAUGAAGAAGUCCCAUUUGAGGCCAUCACUUAUCUGACAGGAGAGUGUAACUACGGUGGGCGAGUGACAGAUGACUGGGACCGCCGUCUUCUAUUGACAAUCCUAGCAGACUUCUACAAUAAAGACAUUAUAGAGAACCCUCGAUACAUGUUCUCUCCCAGCGGCAAAUACUACUCACCUCCAAAGUCCAUUUACGAAGACUAUGUGGAGUUUAUCAGGAACCUUCCUGCUACCCAACAUCCAGAAGUGUUUGGUAUGCACGAGAACGUGGACAUCUCUAAAGACCUGCAGCAAACCAAACUUCUGUUUGAUUCCCUGAUUCUGACUCAGGGGGGAGGUUCAAAGGGAGGAGCUAGUUCUGGAGGAGAUAGCACUCUGAUGGAUAUUGCCAACAACAUCCGUACUAAACUUCCAGAAAACUUCAACAUCGACUCUGCCCUCAACAAAUUCCCAGUGCUGUAUGAAGAGAGCAUGAACACUGUGCUUGUGCAGGAGAUGGAACGUUAUAAUAAUUUGUGUAACACCAUCCGAGUGAGCCUGCAGAAUCUGCUGAAGGCCAUUAAGGGGCUGGUGGUGAUGGAUGCAGAACUGGAGGCUAUAGCAGGCAGUCUGCUAGUGGGGAAAGUGCCAGAGAAGUGGGCCAAGCGCUCCUACCCCAGCCUCAAGCCCCUGGGCAGCUACAUCACUGACUUCCUCACCAGGCUCAAAUUUCUCCAGGACUGGUAUGACACCACGAAGCCCAACGUGUUCUGGCUGUCUGGCUUCUUCUUCACCCAAGCUUUCCUGACAGGAGCCAUGCAGAACUAUGCCAGGAAAUACUCCAUUCCAAUUGAUCUGCUCAGCUUCGACUAUGAGGUUCUGCCUUUUGACACUUCAGCCACUUCUCCUGAGGAUGGAGUAUACGUUCAUGGCCUCUUUCUGGAUGGAGCGAGAUGGGAUAAGAAAAGUGGCGUCUUAGCUGAACAGCAUCCCAAAGUCCUUUUCGAUUCAGUCCCCAUCAUUUGGAUAAAACCAACGGAUAAACGGGCUGUGAAGGAAUCCCAGAACAUCUACGUGUGUCCUCUCUAUAAGACCAGUGAGAGAAAAGGUACUCUGUCCACCACAGGCCACUCCACGAACUUCGUCAUCUCCAUUAUGCUGCCCACCAGCAAGCGCCCACAACACUGGAUCAAGAGAGGGGUGGCCAUGCUCUGCCAGCUGGAUAAUUAAUAACGGACUCCUUAGCAGCUUCUAAGGCUUGACAUAUAAAUCACUAUUGUUGAAUCAGUUCUUUAUUAUAUGAUGAUGCCCCAAAUGUGAAAUCUGCAGUUAUUGAAUGUAAUUUAAAAUAAAUAAAUAUGGGCCAUGCAAACA
Astyanax mexicanus (Mexican tetra) is the source of this 12092-nucleotide messenger RNA. RefSeq names its product dynein, axonemal, heavy chain 12 (gene dnah12). Gene Ontology annotation, biological process: microtubule-based movement. Gene Ontology annotation, cellular component: dynein complex. The record is from RefSeq and is a predicted model, not a curated record. Lineage: Eukaryota; Metazoa; Chordata; Actinopteri; Characiformes; Acestrorhamphidae. Gene Ontology annotation, molecular function: ATP hydrolysis activity; minus-end-directed microtubule motor activity; dynein intermediate chain binding. The transcript has 74 exons. The coding region runs from base 87 to 11948 and encodes 3953 amino acids.